GCCGCCUCGGUCGUUAGGCAGCCUGCUUGAGCUUGUUGUGUUGUGUCUACUUGACGCGGCGGACACUUGUCGGGCGCGUGGCCAGGACUUAGUAACGCCGCCUGCACGAAUAGCCGGGCGCUGAGUUGGAGACGUUGACGGUUGCCCGCACGGAAUAGAGAGUAGCUGCAUCUGCCGCGGGGACACCCAGCGGACAUCUGAUCCAGCAUCCAGCGCUGCUUCUUGAUCAGGACGAUGGCGUCGACGGCCUGGCUGCCCCUCCACUCGGCAUCUCCCGAUCGCCGAUCAGACUUUGAUAUCCUGAAGUCCUCUGCGGGCAACUCCUACACCCGCGAGCGCAAAAUGUCCAUCGACUUCACCCCCUCGGGCACCCCCCAGGGCAUGUACGGCCAGCCCGACCUCGACCACCCCUUCAGCUCCCUCCAGUCCGGUGGCGAGCUGGGCUCGUCGCAUCACUCCAAUGGCACCCCUGGGGGCGCCAUGCACAUGAAUCCCCACUCUCUUGAUCGCGUAGAUGCCCUCGACGUCCCGGACCAGGGUUACGACAUCUUCUCCGGCCCAUCCUCCAGCUCUCUGUCAGGCCAGCGCUUCAACGCGACCACAGGGCCCUCUUCCUCCAUGCCCACCAACUAUAGCCUCGGCAACGACGCUAUGUACUCCCAGAACCCCUUCUCCGACAGUAUGUCGUCGUUCCCUACCUCUAACACCGGCUCAUACGACAUGAUGGGCGGUCUCCCCUCCACUCUCGGUAACGGUAAACCUUCGUCGCUCACGCCAGGUGACGGCGUCAGUAACUUCCACCGUCCUUCUGGCUUCUCUUUCGGCGGUCAGGCGAAGGACUUUCACGGUCACGACGUCUUCCAGGACGUCGACAGACGCGCUGGUAGUGUUGGCUCAGGGAACUACCACUCCGAGUUCAGCAAUGACUACGGUGCCAUGAGCAGCGGUCCCGGUAUGGGCAUGGGCUUCAACCCCUCACAGCUGCAGCAAUUUCCGGACCGCAUGGGGCGUAUGUCUACUGAUUCGCGAUACGUCUCUCCUCUCUCGCUUCCCAACCACCUGCACCAAGGCCCCGGGAGUGAUAUGCUACGUGGGGUCAAUCCUCAUGCCAUGCAUGGCUUCAGGUCCGAUGGUUCGCUGCCGUCAUAUGAUGACAUGGGUCAGUAUCUGGCGCCCAAUCCUCAAGGAGACUUCCCCCUUCGAAUUCCAAGCGUCGACUUAUCGCGCAUGCGCCUUCAGCAGUCGUCUGCUGCCGCCACCGACUUGCAGACUUUCAUACGCCCGUACCUAGACCAGUAUGUUCGGUCGACCAACCGACUAGCGUUCGGCGAGCGCACAGUCAUCGUUAUGUCCAGUAAGGUUGCGCAAAAGUCGUACGGCACUGAAAAGCGCUUCCUUUGUCCCCCGCCCACCGCGAUCAUGAUUGGUAAUUCAUGGUGGUCCGACGUCGUCCGCCGGGGCGAAGAGCCCAAACUCUGCCCUCCCCGGGUGGUCGUCUCGAUCUCCGGCGAACCUGCGCCGCAAGAGGGGACCAUCGAGUGGACAGGCGCAACAGGCAAAGCGUUUGACGUCUCUGACCCGCCCAGCGGGACUACGUAUCUGGGGCGCUGUGUUGGCAAGCAGCUCUUUAUCUCUGACGUCGACGAAAAGAAGAAAAAGGUCGAAGCCCUCGUUAAGAUUAUGGCGCCCUCCGCCGAAGACGAGCCGGAGCGCGUGAUAGGGAUCUUCCCCAGUCGCCCGAUCAAGGUCAUCAGCAAACCGAGCAAGAAGAGACAAAGCGCUAAGAAUCUCGAGCUGUGUAUCAAUCAUGGCUCUACGAUCUCGUUGUUCCACCGUCUGCGCUCGCAGACGGUGUCAACGAAGUAUCUCUGCGUGUCGGGCUCCGGGUCUUCGUUCAAAGGGUCUGACGGCGCGCCGCUCAUGGGCUUGGAUCAGCGGGUACGGACACAGACACCGUCAUUCAUUGCCCGGACGGCCAGUUGGGACCCUUUUAUCGUGUACAUUGUCGACGUCAACAAGCCCGCCGGUGGAGUCGACUCGCCGCCUCCGCCGCCGCUCUUCCCCGAGUACCCCUCGCCGCCGCCGAAUGCGAUCCCGUUUACCAACAACGGGUCGCAGAUACCCGUCUACUACAAUCAGACGGUCGUAUUACAGUGUCUGACUUCGGGUGUUGUCAGCCCUGUGCUGAUUAUUCGGAAAGUCGACCACCAGACGAUUGUUGUUGGCGGCGGUCUUCAAGAGGGCGCGAAGGGCAUUGCCGACCACUACUGCUCAGUAAGCGAAGUGUGUGGCGAUCCCGUGUCGCAGUUGCACAAGAUCGCGUUUGAGGUGUACGAUCCCAGCCGCGGCGCUCCGGAGCCCGGCACCCCUGGCCAGAGCGGCGCUUUCCUCUCGUGCAUGGGCGAGAAGGUCAACACCUACCGCCCGGUCGAGGGCCGCCAAUGGAACUCUCCACAAGGCGGUGCGUCGCGCGACGGCGACUCGCCUACGGCAACGCCUGCUUCGCCGGGUGACACCACGCCGACGUCUACUGCCGGUUCUGCGGACUAUUUCGGCUCCGGGAGCAUGAGCAGCACCCCGACGUCGCCGGACGCGACUGAUUUCCCGACCAACGACGGUGGCCGAGUCAAGAAGCCCAAGCGAGGAUCGUCGAGUACGGGUGGCAUCUCGAAGCCAGCCUCCCAGAAGGGGAGACGACGGCCAACUUCCGCGGGUUCUGCAGGCUCUGGACGUCGCGGCUCCGCGAGCGAUUCGACCGCAUCGUCAGGGGCCCUCUGGCAGGUUGACAUCGGCGAGACAAGCGUGUGGACGAUCGUGGGGACCGACCAAAUCCGGUACAACUUCUACGUGCCCCCCGUCCUUUUCGACAACCAAAAUGCUCCUCAGACUGGCUCGUUCCCGAUCCCGUCGAAGCCUGUCACUCCCUUCCCAGGAGUGGUGAAGUACCUCCCGCCCGACAGAGCGGCGGAAAUCCCGAAGCACCACACGGCUGGGCGAGCGGCUCUCGCGAAGCCGAACCCUCAUACGUCGAAGAUGCUCACCGUCUAUGGGGAGAACUUCUCCAAGACGGAUCCUGUCACCGUCUUCUUCGGGUCAGAGCCCUCGCCUUAUGUGGAGGUUCGGUGCGGCGAGGUCCUCGGGUGCCUGCCGCCAGAAUCGCAAGUCACAAAGCGCCGGCCCAUCAUCCUGGUGCGUUACGACGGCGUCGUCUUCCCCUCCAACGUGAUGUAUCCAUGAACAUUUUUAUACCUGCUGUCCGCCCCAUGUGUACAUAUGCUCCUAUUGUCGCGCUCCUACUGUUCGUUGGUCUACCUCGCAUUUACUAUCGCAUCUCUCGCUAUCAUGAUUUAUCGUCUGUCCUUGCAGUAGAUCUAUAUUGUUGCGCAUCCGUCGGAUUUGCUGGUGGAUAUGAAGCCUUAGGCCGCUCUGUACUUGUAUCGAUAGAAUCGGAAUAAACAUGUCUAUCCUGUGUCGCUCCC
Rhodofomes roseus is the source of this 3479-nucleotide messenger RNA. RefSeq lists its product as uncharacterized. The transcript has 8 exons. Lineage: Eukaryota; Fungi; Basidiomycota; Agaricomycetes; Polyporales; Fomitopsidaceae. Gene Ontology annotation, molecular function: DNA-binding transcription activator activity, RNA polymerase II-specific; RNA polymerase II cis-regulatory region sequence-specific DNA binding. The record is from RefSeq and is a predicted model, not a curated record. Gene Ontology annotation, cellular component: nucleus. Bases 235 to 3237 code for a protein of 1000 amino acids. Gene Ontology annotation, biological process: regulation of transcription by RNA polymerase II.